AUGGAGCUCUUACUGGGCCUACUGCUCCUGCGCCACCUACUGGUGGUCACCUAUGGCCAUCCCAUCCUGAAAGUGCCUGAGAGUGUGACAGGGCCUUGGAAAGGGGAUGUAAAUAUUCCCUGCACCUAUGGUCCUCUGCAAGGCUAUACACAAGUCUUGGUAAAGUGGCUGGUAGAACGUGGCUCAGACCCAGUCACCAUCUUUUUACGUGACGCUUCUGGAGACCAUAUCCAGCAAGCAAAGUACCGGGGCCGCCUGCAUGUAAACGACAAGGUUCCAGGAGAUGUGUCCCUCCAACUGAAUACCCUGGAGAUGGAUGACCGGAGCCACUACACAUGUGAAGUCACUUGGCAGACCCCUAAUGGCAAGCAAGUCGUGAGAGAUAAGAUCAUUGAACUCCGUGUCCAGAAACUUUCUGUUUCCAAGCCCACAGUGACGACUGGCAGUGGCUAUGGCUUCAUGGUACCCCAGGGAAUGAGAAUUAGCCUUCAAUGCCAGGCUCGGGGUUCUCCUCCCAUCAGUUAUGUUUGGUACAAGGAACAGACUAACAACCAAGAACCCAUCAAAGUAGGAGUCUUGAGUACCUUACUCUUCAAGCCUGCAGUGGUGACAGACUCAGGCUCCUAUUUCUGUACUGCCAAGGGCCGGUUAGGCUCUGAGCAGCACAGUGACACUGUGAAGUUUGUGGUCAAAGAUUCCUCAAAGCCACUCGAGACCAAGACUAAGGCACCUCCAACCAUGCAAUCCCCCUUCGAAGCAACAUCCACAGUGAACUCAUCCCAGGGCUGGAUCACUGAAGUGGAUGGCUACGUUGGAAAGACAAGUGCUGGGCCAGGAAAUGGUCUGCCUAUCUUUGCCAUAAUUCUCAUCAUCUCCUUCUGCUGUAUUGUGGUCACCACAAUGACUUAUAUCAUGGUCUGCCGGAAGACAUCCCAACAGGAGCAUGUCUGUGAAGUGGUCAGGGUGCAUGCCGGGGAGGCCAGUGACUCUGGUGAAACCAUGAGGGUGGCCAUCUUCACAAGUGGCUGCUCCAGUGAAGAGCCAGCUUCCCAGACACUGGACAACGACUACUCUGAUGAACCUUGCCUGGGCCAGGAGUACCAGAUCAUCGCCCAGAUCAACGGUGACUAUGCUCGCCUGCUGCACACGGUUCCCCCAGAUUAUGAGCUUCUGGUCACCAAGGGCAAGAGCAGCUGCUAA
Messenger RNA from Globicephala melas (long-finned pilot whale), 1200 nucleotides. RefSeq names its product V-set and immunoglobulin domain containing 4 (gene VSIG4). Gene Ontology annotation, biological process: negative regulation of interleukin-2 production; negative regulation of macrophage activation; negative regulation of complement activation, alternative pathway. Lineage: Eukaryota; Metazoa; Chordata; Mammalia; Artiodactyla; Delphinidae. The record is from RefSeq and is a predicted model, not a curated record. Gene Ontology annotation, molecular function: complement component C3b binding.